AUGAGAGUCAAACUUGAGAGGGUGCACCACGACUUAGAAGUGAUGCUUGAAAGCAUUAUAGAAGAACAUAAAGCUAGUAAUGCAAAUACGAAGAACAUCAAUGAUGUAACAGAUGAUCUAGUUGAUGUUCUUUUGCAUCUCCAGGAUCACAGAGUAGCUGUAUAUAAGGAAGAGAGGGAUGUAGAUCAAGAACUCAAUUCAUCUUCUCUAUUCAAUAUACAUGAUUUCAUUAUCUUCUCACUAGAUACUCAACACGGAGGCCUUGAUUUUCCCUUGACAAUUGACAAUAUCAAAGUUGUUAUCCUGGACAUAAUUGGAGCUGGAACUGAGACAUCUUCAACUAUGGCAGAAUGGGCAAUGUCGGAAAUGAUGAAAAAUCCUAGAGUCCUGGAAAAAGCACAAGCUGAGGUGAGACGAGUCUAUGAUGGAACAGGGGAUGUCAAUGAAUCAUAUCUCCAUGAACUGAAAUACUUGAAGUUAGUUAUCAAGGAAACUCUAAGAUUACACCCUCCUCUACCUGUGUUACUUCCAAGACAAAAUACUGAGAGAUGUGAGAUUAAUGGAUAUGAGAUACCAGCCAAGACCAAAGUGAUUGUUAAUGCUUGGGCAAUUGGAAGAGAUUCCAACUACUGA
Messenger RNA from Hibiscus syriacus, 633 nucleotides. Its product is annotated as tabersonine 16-hydroxylase 2-like. NCBI's taxonomy places the organism in Eukaryota, Viridiplantae, Streptophyta, Magnoliopsida, Malvales, Malvaceae. The record is from RefSeq and is a predicted model, not a curated record. The coding region runs from base 1 to 633 and encodes 210 amino acids. Gene Ontology annotation, molecular function: iron ion binding; heme binding; monooxygenase activity. The transcript is spliced from 3 exons.